AUGGCUAUCGACAUACUUUAUGUUGCAUGUGCUGCAACAAUUCUAGCCGUCAUACAUUUGGUGAAUAACUACCUGUCGACCGGCGUAACGAAGAUUCCUGGACCAUUUCUCGCCGGCUUGAGCAACCUGUUCCGUGCCUACAAUGUGGGCAAAGGAGAUAAUCAAGUGUCUUUGGUAGCGCUUCAUGACAAGUACGGAGAUAAUGUCCGACUGGGGCCUCGCGUGGUAAGCAUCAGGAACCCCGCCGACGUCUCCAAGGUCUACAGUGUCAAGAAUGGAUUUCCGAAAAGCAGCUUCUAUGCCGUCCAACAGCAGCUGGUCAAUGGCAAGGCGACCCAAACAUUGUUCACUACGCUGAGCGACGCCUUCCACGCUCGCAUUAAGCGACCCGUUGCAAACGCCUACUCGAUGACGACCUUGACCGACUACGAGCCACUGGUCGACUCGUCCAUUGAAUCUCUCUUCGCCGAAUUGGAUCAGCGAUACGCAAGCAAAGGCCUCCCAGUACCUCUUUUCGAGUGGUUUCAAUACUACGCCUUCGAUGUCAUUGGCGAGCUCACCUGUAGCAAGCCGUUCGGCUUUAUGAACGAAGGACGCGACAUUGAGGGGAUCAUAGCUUCCUUGAACACGACAAUGGAUUAUAACGCCAUUAUCGGGCAGCUCCCCUGGCUAGAUCGUUGGCUGAAGAAGAACCCAAUCUUGUCUCGGUUCACGCACUCUACCGGCCCGGUGGCGUUCUUUGCCAAGGCCAGACUUCAAGAGCGACUGAUCGCGGAGGAGACUCGGAAGUGGACACCAAGCAAGCCAGGAAACUUGGACUUCGUCGACAAGUUUUUGAGAGCCAGAGAAACUCAUUCCGAUGUCGUUGACGACGCCCAGGUUCUCUCAUACAUGAUCACCAAUAUGUUUGCUGGGUCGGACACGACGGCGAUAUCACUGCGAGCGAUUCUGUAUUACACGACUAGAAACCCACGAGUAUACGCCAAACUUAUGACCGAGCUCGAUGAAGCUCACGCCGAGGGCAGGCUGUCUGUUCCAGUCUCAUGGAAGGAUAGCCAGCAACUCCCCUAUUUCGCCGCAGUUGUUUCCGAGGCAUUGCGACUUCACCCGGCGGUCGGUCUGAUCUUGGAGCGACUUGUACCCGAGGGCGGACUUAGGCUUGCCAAUGGAACCCUUUUACCUCCGGGAACGAUUGUCGGUGCCUCGCCGUGGGUGGUCCAUCGAGACAAGGCCGUCUUUGGCCAGGAUGUCGAUGAAUUUCGACCGGAACGUUGGCUCCGAGCUGCCCACGAGUCUCAGCAUGAGUUUGAUGAUCGCCUGAAGGCUAUGAACGGAGCUACGUUUACCUUUGGGAAAGGCCACCGUACGUGUAUCGGCAAGAACAUUAGCCUGCUAGAAAUCUUCAAGGUGAUUCCGAGCUUCUUCCUUACAUACAAGGUUUCUGCCCGUGAGGCACCUAUCCCCGGCUUUGAUGUUUUCGUUCCCCAGUGGGAGGUUGCCGCAACCCCCGGGGGCGAGACUCUCCUGCUCAACGGCACUGUCGAGGAAGUCAUUGGCCAGCUCUACGAGAUCAAUCCUGAUUUCAAGGAGAUGGAGUGGUUGAACCAGACGGCUAAGGAAUCGCCGGCUCUGGCCAAGCGGGCCGACUUUCUGGGCGCGCGGGUGUACUGCGACCAUGCCAGCAACGUCAAGAACGCCAAACGGGAAGUUAUCUUCACCGGUAUUGGCUAUCUUAAGGUCGUCGGAGGCCACCCUAUGAGUGGAGGCGGCCCGGCAGCGUGCGGCAAAAACCGCAUCAUAAUUGUCGGCGGCGGCCUGGGAGGUCUUUCUCUGGCCCAAAGCCUCAAAAACGCCACCCCACCCAUCCCAUUCCAUGUCUUCGAGCGCGACACUUCAGCUGCUUUCCGCGCCCAGGGAUACCGCAUCCGUAUCUCUCCCGACGGUGCUGCUGCCUUACAGAAGCUGCUCCCCGAGAAUAUGUGGCAAGCAUUCGAAGCAACCUCGGCACCCAUGAAGCCCGGCUUCAAUCGUCUCGACGCCACCACUGGCAAGCCUACCGAGUGGGCACAGCCGCUUCCUGGUCCUCCCCCCAAGACGGGGGCUGGACGGCAAGGGCUUCAGGACGGCAAAGCGUAUAACAUCGAUCGCGCUGUACUCCGCAGCAUCUUGCUCGAAGGUCUCGAGGACCAAAUCUCGUUCGGCAAGAAAUUCGAAAGCUUCCAGGCAACCUCUGAUGACGGGGUGGUGGUUACUUUCGGUGACGGAUCCAAGGAGUCUGGGAGCGUCCUUGUUGGUGCUGACGGCACCCGCUCGGCCAUCCGCCGGCAACUGAUGCCCGAUUUCACCGUCCUGGAUACUGAAGGUCGAGCUGUCUUUGGAAAGACUUUCCUCACGCCGGAGUUGGGAAGUCAUGUUCCUCCGGAGAUUCUCAAGGGGAUGUCACUCAUUGGACAGUCGAGCGACAGCCCAGUGAAGCUGUUCUGCGACAACAUGGAGUUCGACACUGCCAUGACGGCAGAUGUGAGAUCCAAGUUCAACGUUCCGGCCGACUACGUCUACUGGGUUCUCUGUUUCCGCAAUGACAUGACCGAACACUCGCAGGAGACUCUGCUCAAGUUCGAUCAUACCGAAUCAGCUCAGCAAUCGCGGACUCUUGCUUCGUCUUGGCAUCCGUCGGUGCAGGCGCUUCUCGAAAGGCAGCAUGAGCCUUCUGCCUCCACGCUGGCAUUCCACACGACUACGGAGAAACACUUCACAGCAGCAUGGAAUGACCUCAUUGACGCCAAGGAUACCACCGGAGACGCUCGCCUGCCGGUUACCUUGAUGGGAGACGCGGCUCACCCGAUGUCGCCGGUCGGAGGAGUCGGUGCCAACUCCGCUUUCCAGGAUGCUGCGGAUUUGUUCAAUGCGCUUGUUGAGAUCUCAUCCAACUCAUCUCAAUCUCACGACAAGAUCAACAAGUUGACAGUAUAUGAGAGGAACAUGGUCGAGAGAGCUCGCAAGGGCUACGACAUUGGCCCCGCGGCGCGCCUAGAGAUAGGAGAUGUCUUCGAGUUCCUCUGGGCGGACUCGCAUGAGUUUGAGUGGGAGUGGAAGUGCCUUGGAUACACUCGCUUCAUUGUCCUUCGACAUAGCGACACAUUUCCGCACUACGUGAUCUGCGUACCCAUCUCCACCCCCACCAAGAACGACUUCCAGAAGCCCGGCAUCGACUCGAGCCAGCAGGGCUACGUCUUCGACGAGAAUGAUCGCACGCCGCCCUUCGACAAGCUCCCGUUUUCCCCGGUCGGCAUGCAGCUGCGCCCUGGCAAGUUCCGCGUCAAGGAGAACUCCCGCGCGAACUACGCCGACGUGCUCGAGGUCGACCACGACGCGCAGGUCAUGAUCGUCGGCGACGUCACCCGCUACUUCGACCGCGUGCGCAGGAAUGUGAACAAGGCGGUCAUGCGGAACGUCCUGAAGAGGGCGCUCGAGCAGUACCGCCAGGGCAAGCUGGUCAGCAAGAAGGGCGCGAAGCUGGAGGCGAGCGUCAUAAACGGCGGUCAGGAUGACGACGAGCCCGAGGGUGAAAGCGAGGGCGAGCCGAUUCCUGGCGUGCCGGAGGCCUUUCUCCGUCCCGACGGCUCAAUCGUGGAGUCGAUGAGGAGCAAGGAGUCUCUCGUCGUCAGUCACAGUCGCAGGGAGUCUCAGCACAUGGGUCACGGCCGCAGUGACUCGCUCGCCGUGAAUCACAACGCCGCGGAACCCGCUCCGCCUCCGCCGGCGCCGCCGUUACCUCCGAUGGACUCGAUGGGACCCCCGCCUCCGCCUGCUCCUCCGAUGCCGCCGCAGUUCAAUCACGCGCCGGCGCCGCAGCAGUAUCAUAACUCACCGCCGAAGUACCACGGCUCUCCCCAGCAAUUCAACAGCAUGCCGCCCCCGCCGGCUCCGGCGCCGGCCAUGUCUUCCCUGUCACGGUAUAUGGACGACAAUGCCUCCAUUCGCUCAGAUGCUUCUCGACAGAGGAGACACUCGCGGAGGGAAGAGAGAGAACGGGAACGGGAUCGAAAUCCGCCGCCGCCGCCGAGGGGUGAAGAUCUGCCGAGGAAAAUGUCCGACAAUCACAUUGACGGAGCAUCAAGGCCCUACCGGCAGCGCAUCGAUCUCCCCCGGUCGCGAAGUCAACGUCAACCCGAUGGAUCAAUCUACGACAUCGCGACCGCCAGGGCAGAAUGA
This is a messenger RNA of Colletotrichum karsti, 4215 nucleotides long. RefSeq lists its product as uncharacterized. The record is from RefSeq and is a predicted model, not a curated record. NCBI's taxonomy places the organism in Eukaryota, Fungi, Ascomycota, Sordariomycetes, Glomerellales, Glomerellaceae. The coding region runs from base 1 to 4215 and encodes 1404 amino acids. The transcript has 5 exons. Gene Ontology annotation, molecular function: FAD binding; oxidoreductase activity, acting on paired donors, with incorporation or reduction of molecular oxygen; iron ion binding.